Messenger RNA from Nannospalax galili (Upper Galilee mountains blind mole rat), 381 nucleotides. RefSeq names its product keratin-associated protein 6-2-like. The transcript has a single exon. NCBI's taxonomy places the organism in Eukaryota, Metazoa, Chordata, Mammalia, Rodentia, Spalacidae. Gene Ontology annotation, biological process: hair follicle development. The coding region runs from base 1 to 381 and encodes 126 amino acids. The record is from RefSeq and is a predicted model, not a curated record.
AUGUGUUGCAACUACGGCAGUUCCUGUGGCCAUGGCUCUGGCUAUGGCUCCGGCUAUGGCUGUGGCUAUGGCUCCGGCUAUGGCUCUGGCUAUGGCUGUGGUUAUGGCUCUGGCUAUGGCUGUGGAUAUGGCUCUGGCUAUGGCUGUGGUUAUGGCUCUGGCUAUGGCUGUGGCUUUGGCUCUGGCUCUGGCUGUGGUUAUGGCUCUCACUAUGGCUGUGGAUACGGCUCUGGCUUUGGCUGUGGAUACGGCAACAGCUAUGGUUCCCCUUAUGGCUGUGGCUAUGGACGUGGCUGUGGCUAUGGAUACGGCUCCUUCUAUGGCUCUGACUGCUGUGGUUACAAGCCUUUUUGCUACAGAAGAUGUUAUUCUUGCUGCUAA